Corythoichthys intestinalis (scribbled pipefish) is the source of this 1415-nucleotide messenger RNA. It is a transcript of the gene ctsbb, whose product is annotated as cathepsin Bb. The transcript has 10 exons. NCBI's taxonomy places the organism in Eukaryota, Metazoa, Chordata, Actinopteri, Syngnathiformes, Syngnathidae. The coding region runs from base 85 to 1065 and encodes 326 amino acids. Gene Ontology annotation, molecular function: cysteine-type endopeptidase activity. The record is from RefSeq and is a predicted model, not a curated record. Gene Ontology annotation, biological process: regulation of catalytic activity. Gene Ontology annotation, cellular component: lysosome.
CUGACACAAAACAAGUGAUAGGGUUUGUUUCUCAUUGCAUUUUGGAUAGACGAGCACACACAACACAUCACAGACAAAACCAGGAUGUGUUUACUUGUUCUCCUCCUGGCGGCUGCGUCCGUCGCCUUUACUCACUCUUCACCGAGCAUGAAAGAAUUGAUCAAUAUCGUCAACAAGUCCAACACUACAUGGAAGGCUGGUCUGAACUUCCCCAACACCGACCUCAUCUACGCUAAAAGUCUCUGCGGCGCCAUUUUAAACGGUCCCAAAGGGCCAAAGGUUGUUCACGACCUCCCAGACAAGCAACUUCCCGAGAGCUUCGACGCACGCCAACAGUGGCCUAAGUGUCCAACCAUUCAGCAAAUCCGAGAUCAAGGCUCCUGCGGGUCCUGCUGGGCUUUCGGUGCUGCCGAGGCUAUAUCCGACCGAUUAUGUAUCCACAGUGGCGGCGAGAUCUCCGUGGAGAUCUCCGCAGAGGAUCUUCUGUCUUGUUGUGAUGAAUGCGGGAUGGGUUGUUUCGGUGGUUUCCCCGCCGCCGCGUGGGAUUUCUGGGUCAAGCGAGGUUUGGUGACCGGAGGCCUUUACGACUCCAACGUGGGUUGUCGGCCGUAUUCGCUUCCGCCUUGCGAACACCACGUCAACGGCACUCGUCCUCCGUGUAAGGGCGAACAGGAGACACCCAAGUGUGUUCAACGAUGCGUUGGCGGCUACUCGCCGUCUUAUCCCAAGGACAAGCAUUUUGGUCGACGAUCAUACAGCAUCUCCGAACAACAGGAUCAGAUCAUGAAGGAGCUUUACAGCUAUGGACCAGUUGAAGCAGCGUUCACCGUCUACGCAGAUUUUCUUCUCUAUAAAACUGGAGUGUACCAGCACGUUACCGGGGAGAUGCUGGGCGGUCACGCUAUCAAGUUGCUGGGCUGGGGCGAGGAGAACGGAACACCUUACUGGUUGGCAGCCAACUCCUGGAACAGUGACUGGGGAGAUAAUGGGUUUUUCAAGAUCAAGCGUGGAAGUGACGAAUGCGGUAUCGAGUCGGAGGUGGUUGCAGGAAUUCCACUCAACUAGAAACAACAUUUUUUGGAAUCCAGCCAUUAUCUGUGACACAUCAUCACCAGGCUCGAUCCAGUUUGGGAAUCAAUCAUAAUCUGUUUUAAUUUAACUGUUUUUCCCAACAAGAGUUUUGACUUUUGUCCUAAAAUAAUAAUAAAAAUAUCAUUUCCUGAUGUAUCAUACAGUACAUGAGUGCAAACGAGUAUAAAAUGCUUCAAACAAAAUACUAUUUCAGCCUUUUGAGUAGAAUGAAUACCGUAAUUUCCGGACUAUAAGCCGCUACCUUUUUCCCCUCAUUUUGAAUCCUGCAGUUUAUAGUCUAGUGCGGCUUAUUUGUUGAUUUAUUUAGGUUAAUAGGUAACGCU